Symbiodinium natans is the source of this 1011-nucleotide messenger RNA. Lineage: Eukaryota; Dinophyceae; Suessiales; Symbiodiniaceae. The record is from the annotation of a GenBank genome assembly.
AUGGGCUGCAGCUGCAGCAAGCCGGCGGAGCAGGCGGUCUCCCAACCGCGCUGUGAGAGUGGGAGUGCACUGCCAAGAGUGCUCGAUGGAGUCUUGCAGAAAAAAACAGACAAGACGGAACAGAGCCAGCCGAUCAGUCCGCAAACAGAUGAGACAUACAAGGAGGAGGCUGGCACUCAUACUACUUGCAAAACUUCAUGCACGUCACACCCGUCAAACUGCGAGUGCUGUGAGAGCUGGCAGUCGGAUUUACGUCACAUCAGCAAUGAACUGAAGUACAAGCUCCAAGAUCCGCACUUCGUUGCAACGUGCUGCGAUUUGGAUGGCUCGGGAGAUUUGGAUAUGCACGAGCUGAAGCAGGCAGCUGAGGUCUUUGGAGUGAGAAUCAGGUGGAACAAUCCACGAGACCAGGAAAGACUCCAGCAGCUCAUGUCCGCAGAGCUAGGUCAGCUAGGUCAAGAUGAUCACCACCAGCUUCGCAUCAGCGCGCGGCGCUUUGCUGAAAUUGUGGCGGACUUUCCCGGAGCAGAGGACUCUAGAACAGUGCCUCACUCCUUGCGUGGCAUGGCUUUGGGCCAGCUACAGCAUCUCGAGACCUUGUUCGUAAAGUCUCGCUGGCUGCAGACGCACUGCGAAGCCUUCAACCUUGACAACGCGCAAGCCAUUCAGGAGGGAACAAAGUUCAAUCUAAGCCCCAACUUGUACGCUUUGGACACCUUUGUGGUGACUCCAAUGACCACGCCGGGGCAUUGUGCAGCUAGGGAUCAGGAUGCUCAGCAGUCAAUUCCCGCAGCAAGUAAAGCUUCGUCAUUCUCAGAACUUGUGAACACAUGGGGCUUAUUUGUUCACUGCUUCGUGUCCCACUAUUGGGGCCAUGACUUUAGCAGCACCGUCAAAGCUCUGGAUCUGUGGGCAGAUGCGAACUUCAAGAAGAUGCAGUGCCGCCAGCAGCAGUCUGUGGUCUUUUGGAUCUGCUUAUUUGCUUUGAAUCAGCACGAUCUUGCUGAAGAG